Lentinula edodes (shiitake mushroom) is the source of this 3492-nucleotide messenger RNA. RefSeq lists its product as uncharacterized. The transcript is spliced from 3 exons. Bases 1 to 3492 code for a protein of 1163 amino acids. NCBI's taxonomy places the organism in Eukaryota, Fungi, Basidiomycota, Agaricomycetes, Agaricales, Omphalotaceae. The record is from RefSeq and is a predicted model, not a curated record.
AUGACAUACAACCCAAUGUUCGCUGCCGAGCCCUUUGAGGAGUCUCAAGGCCAGGAUGCAAAGUUGGCGUCACCGGAUGAUUCGUCGUUGAAAGCCUUUUAUGAGGACAUGGAGAAACGUGAAAGGCUUGAAAGAAAGGCGUCGUCUGCUAAGCGAAAAUCCCAGGGCCACCUUUUCUCUCGUAAAUCGGUUAAACGUUCAAGCAAAACCGCAGCGACGAGUCCAGCGCCCGAACCAGGACCAUCAUUAAACUCGACAACGACGAUAACUGCUUCGAAACUGGUUGGAAAGCAGCCGGAACAGAAGCAAGAUGCUGGAGAAAUGGAUACGUUGGAACAGAAUGAGAAGAACGAUUCGGUUACCAGUCUUCCAACUACGUCAAUCAUACCCGAUGCUUUGAAAGAGCUUCCUGCAUGGUACAGUAAAGAAGAUUGGUCUUCGACCCCGUCGUUCAAAGUCAGAUUCCCCAUUCACAAUCCUGUUGGUCCUCGCUACUACCGGAACCACCAUCUCAUUCCUCCUUCAGUGUACCGACCCGGUGCGCGUCCACCGUCCAUUUUCUCACCUUCCUUUCCUGCAAUGGGUACCAGCUCAAUGCCAGAGCGUCUCGAUGAUGCCACACGGCUUCCGGUUCCAAGUAGGACACCAUCGCAUUCGCCGCUUCCUACUCCAAGUUCUUCGCAGACACGUGUGGCAGACUUGGGUAUUAAACCUCGAUCUCGAAAAACUUCCCAAUCAGCUCACGAUAACGUUGACCUGUUAGAUGUCUCUGAUCCUUGGGGGACUAACUGGCAUCAUGAGUCUCCCUACGACAUUGGCCUUGCGAGCAGUGGUCCUAUUGCUGCGGAUGUCGAUCCUUCUCGCUCUCGUCGCUCGAGUAUAACAACGCCAGCUAGACGCAAAACAGUGACUCCAUCUCCUCUAUCCCAGUCUACCUCUGCCAUCCAUUUGCAGGCCCCUCUCACAGAAGGAUCUCAUAUGCCUAGGAAAUUGAGCAAGCGUCGUGGCUUGUCCGGUAUAUUUGGCAGCUACGGUAAAACGACCUCACAUUCAUUACCCACCUCGCCUGUAGCUGAUAUUUUAUCACAACCACAUCCUCCUCGCGAUGAGAAGUCGAAGAGGGCAUCCACUAUGCCACCUGUCCCUCCCUCAUCGCACAGGCCUAUAUCUGCUAUCAAGAAAGACAGAAGAGGUAGCAUAAUUGGACGUCUCACCAAACGCUUCAGCGUGACAAGGAAACAGUCGAGCACUGUGGAUCAUGAAAGCCUUCCGCACACAGAAGACCACUCCACUGAGAUGCGAUUGGCGUUCAACAAAUCCUCUGAAAAACUCUCAAAAAGAGUUCCGCCUCCUUCACUGGACAACAUUGAAGUCGACGAAAUCACAUUAAAGGCUAUCCAUGACCCUGAUCGGAGAUCUUCAAUCUCGGUAGAGGCUUCGUUUCCUGCCACGGGAAAGUUAAUGGUGGCUAAUCCGGAUGCACCGAGUUCGGAAAUCAGUACGCCUCCCCAAGUGGAUGCUCCUUUGCCAGUGCAUCAGGCUAAUACAUCUGAUUCUCAGCCAUGGCGAAGCGCGGACAAGCGCUCCUCUAGUGGACUUAGUCAACACGCGCCACUAGAUCCUUCACUUUCUGCCGUCAGCUAUUCCCCUCCUUUCCCUGCGCCGGCGCAAAAUCCUGCUUCAACAUCAUUCUCUUCAUCACCUUUGAACGGCCAUAUCUAUACUUCUGAUUCCGCUAAUGCAAUAAAGUCUCCACGUCAUGGUAGUGCCUCUGCUGGAUAUUCUGCUGGAUAUUCUCAGAGGCAAUCUUUAGAUGACAAUGUUUCACAUAUCCCUUCGGAAAGGGUGAUCAGUCCCAUCCCCUCGAACCACAGACGUUCGGAAGAACAUAGGCGGCCUCGCUCCCCCGAGCGUGGACCGCCACCACCUUCGUCAACCACUAAGCCAGUACCUCUUCCUGAUGUGUCAAUUGCUCCACCUCCUCCCUCAGCCACUACGAAGCCGAUUCCUCUGCCUAAGACUAUUGCCCCCCCUCCGCCUCCAGCUACAACUCAACCCAUUCCUGUUCCUCAUUCUGUUAAUGUGUCAUCGACUCCAAUAGCACAAAUACAAGACGAGUAUUUGACCCAUAGAGUUUCACAUCUUUCAGUCAGCCAAACCAUUGUAGAAGACUCCCCACUUUCUGCUGCAUCAAUGUUGGUCAAUCCUCCAACGCCCCAAAUCAACGAUGAGCUGGCAAUCCCCACAGAGUCAACUGCUUCUUCGGUACCUAGGCGAACCUCAUCACGAGAUCCUUCUCCCGGGAUCAGCUCGGUAACUACAAGAGAGACAGAGACAUUCAAACUUGUUCGAACCAAAUCCGGCAAUGUCCAAACUGCCUGUGAGAUAAUUCCAGCUGCUGGAGAACAGUGGGAAGUAGUGGAAGAGGUGGCUCACACAAGAAGGUCUAGUAAAUCCAAGGACCAGGAUAGGUCGGAUCGAGAUCACGGGGACACACGGGAGAAAGAUCGCGAUGCUCGCAAAGAGUCACGGAGACAGGAAAAGAAAUCUACCGAAGUGGACGCGGAAGGCAGCGAUCGGCGUGGAAAACCAAGCUCGAGAUCGAGUAGACAACAUUCAGUUGAUAAUGUCCCACAAACACAAAAAACAUACAGUAAUAAGGCUGUUGCACGUUCCAGUAGUAUGGAGAGUCGUUCUCCCGCUCCUGCUUCUAUGCGCGCGCAGGAAGAGACACGGUCAGGACGGACGCGAGAUGGUCAACGAAGUAAUAGGAAAAUCUCUGGAUCUCAUUCGGCUUCUCCUACCAAACCUUCUUCCUCUUCCUCCACUCGACCUCUAGAACGUGCCCCGUCAAAGUCAGCCCGACCAACGUCUGAAUUACCGUCUGCAGCAGAUCUCAAUGCUUUACGGGCGCGCGAAGCUUGGGAAAUGGAACGGCUGUACAAAGGUCAUAGCAUGUACGGAAUGGAGCCAAAUAAUGAAGCGGUCGCACCACCAAUGGCCAUGGCCAUGUCUGCUUCCUCGGUUCCAACUUCCACUGGUUCAAUUUUUCCGUCCACUACGAGCAAAAGCAAUGGGGCAACCCAUGGUUCAAGUCAUACCUCGUUUGUUGUUCAAAAUUUUGCUAGUCAGGGAUCCGCAACUCAUAUCUACCAUUCAAUGCCUACGCAACCUCCGCCAAUCAUAUAUGCCCCGUCGUCUUUGCCAGCUGGUCAUGUUGCCCCCGCGUCCAUCGCUUCCUCGCCGCCCCGAGCAUCAUCUUCAUCUUCUGCUCCAUCUCCUCCCCGAGCAUCACCUUCAACCACGACCACUCCUUCCGACUUGCUCAGUUUUAUUCGUCCGCCCAAUCCUCUCCCAGAGCCGCCUCGAGAAACACUCACCCCAUCUUUGGCACGUAUCUCGCAAACGUUCACGGAUAAUAGUAAUACUCCUAAAACUGAACGCCCCUCUGAAUAUUGGACAACGUUUGCUGAGGUUUCCGCUGCACGUUAA